UUGUACGCGGGGAGAUGCAGCUGUCAGCCCUCCCGGCUGCCGAUCCCCGCUCGCUCCCGGACUAGGAAUGGGCAGCAGCAAGUCGCCUGUUGCCCUCCUGGUGGCCCUGUGGCUCUGCCAGCUGGGCGCGUGGGCAGCGGGGCGCCCCAAGGUGAACCCCAGGAUCAUCGCGGCUCCCCAAGGUGCCAAGGAAUAUGUGUUCCCACGGAGGGAGAGGUUCCCAGUGUUCUUCCACCAGGAAAACACCUCCUCCAUCUACGUCGGGGGCGAGGGCAGGCUCUACUACUACGACUUUGCAACGCGUGAGAACUACACGGAAGAGUUCCCGGUGAGAAAUGAAGGCCAGUGCGUGUCCUCUGGGAAUUUGGAGGACAGCCGGAAUUACCUGACCCUGGUGGAGCAGUACGGGGACGGGCUCCUCGUGUGCGGCACCGGCGCCUGCGCUCCCACCUGCUGGAACGUGACACAGAGGAAGGAGAGCCAGCCCUGGGAUGGGAGAGGGAUUGCUCCCUUCACCCCUGACUCCAACACCCUCGUCGUGGUCGAUGGCCAGGACAUCUACUCCACCAUCAAGAAGAGCCAGCAGAACGGGAAGAUCCCUCGGUUCCGCCGCGUGAGGGGCGGGGGAGAGCUCUACACCAGUGACACCGUGAUGCAGAACCCUCAGUUUGUCAAGGCCACCACGCUGAGGCACGAGGAGCCUCACCAGGACAAGAUUUAUUACUUCUUCCGCGAGGACAACCCCGACAAGAGCCCCGAGGCGCCCCGCAACAUCUCGCGGGUGGCCCAGCUGUGUAAGGAGGACAGGGGAGGAACCAGCUCCCUCUCAGCCUCCAAGUGGACCACGUUCCUCAAGGCCACCCUGAUCUGCGUGGACCCCGUCACCAAGGGCAACUUCAACUGGCUCCAGGACGUCUUCUUCGUCCCUGCCGGUGACUGGCGGCACUCCAAGGUCUACGGGCUCUUCACCAACACCUGGGGGAGCUCUGCCGUCUGCGUUUACUCCUUCGGGGACAUCGACAACGUGUUCAGGGCAUCGCGGCUCAAAGGCUACAACGGCCCCACCCCCGAGGUCAAACCCGGCCAGUGCGUCCCCUCGGGGCAGCACACGCCGAGCGAGACCUUCAAGAUCGCGGACAGCCACCCGGAGGUGGAGGAGCGGGUGGAGCCGCUGUCCCCGUCGCGCAGCCCCCUGUUCCACAACAAGCACCGCUACCAGAAAAUCGGCGUGCACGAGGUGCCCGCGGCCGACGGGCACCGCUACAACGUCCUCUACCUGGCCACAGACAAGGGGUCCAUCCACAAGGUGGUGGAGCUGCCAGACGGGGUGCAGAACAUCGUGGAGAUCCAGGUGUUCCCCAACAAGGAUCCCAUCCAGUCCAUGAUCCUGGACCACACCAGGGCCGUGCUCUACGUGGGCUCCAGCCGCCGCGUCCUGGAGCUGCCCAUGGACAUGUGCGGGGCCUACCGCAACAACUGCCACAGCUGCGUGCUGGCCAGGGACCCCUACUGCGGCUGGGCCAACGGCUCCUGCCUCUCGCUGGCCCUCAGCAGGGACGUGCUCCAGAACCUGAACUUGGACUCGUGGCAAGGAAGCUGCCAGAGGGGUGACGUCAAGGAAGACGACUUCCACAACGUCUCGGUGAUGCUGCAGUCCCGCUACUACCUCAACUGCUCCAUCGAGUCCCACUACGCCACCUACAACUGGUACCACGAGGACGUGCUCAUCAAGAGCUGCAACACCUCCCACCCCCAGCACGACUGCUUCCACUUCAUCCCCAGCGUGAGCCGCGAGCACUACGGCCGCUACGUCUGCGUGUCCGAGGAGGACGGCUUCCGCCAGGCGCUGGUCAAGGAGCACCUGAUGGACCACCAGCGCUUCCUCUGGCAGCGCGGCCAUGCCCCAGCCGUGCCGGCCUCGUGGCUCCGGCUGCUGCUCGUGGUGGCCCUGGCCGAGCUCUUCCACUGACGCCGUCCCGCUCGCCCUGCCCGUGGGCUUUGAGCGCCCCUCGCCGCCGGCCUCGCUGGCGGAGCCGCGGGAGGAGGGCGCGACACGCGGUGGCGGCCCCGCCGGCCAGCCAUGCAUGCGCUGAUGCUCAGGGCGCGGCCGCUCCUUGCAUGUGAUGAAGAUGAGGAGGAGGAGGAGGAGGAGCCGGCCCUCGGCCUCCUCCGGACUGUGGGAUGCCCGCUGCCUCCCGAGGUUGGGGCUGGGACGCCCCCGGCGAGUCCCCUCCUGCUUGAGGGGGGCUCGGGUCGUUGUUUUUUUUUUUUUUGUUUGGUGUGGGAGGGAGGUCGGGAAUCGGCGCACCACGCGUUGGGAAUUUGCAUGGAAAAGCCUCGGAAGGUGACUGGAGUUGGGGUGUGGGAACGGGGAGGGGAGGUGGGAGCAGAGCCCGGAGCGGAGCGGGAGGCGCUGGGAGGAUGCUGGAGACGCACAAAUGCUCCGCGGGCGGCUGAGCCGAGCCGAGGGGCAGCGCGGGGGCCGUGCCCGCUCCCACCCUGCCCUGGGCGCCCUCAGGGAAAGCGGCCGCGGAUCUCAGGGCACCGGGGGGGCUGUCCCCGCCUCUGUCCCUGUCCCCGCGCUCUCGGAGGUCUCGGAGCGAGACUAAACUGUGAAAAUCGGGAUUUUCCCCCUGUGCAAAGGGGGCGUCCCGCUCCUUGUCCCAACCUCGCCCAGCCCGGAGCGGCCCUGCCCUGGGCGGGGACACCCAGGGGACACCCUGGCCGUGCUUCCAAUGCCUGUCCCGGCUCCUGCUCACUCAGGAGAGGCCACGUCCGGAGCCAGAGCUUCCUACUGCACUACACGCCCGAGAUGUUCCCCAUCCCCAGUCCAGGACAGAGCUUCUCACAGCCCUUCUCAAAGCACUUUAACUUUGUGGACUAACAGAUAUUUAUUAUACCGACUGCUCGUUUCUGUCUUGUAGGAUUUUAUAAUAUUACAGCAGGUGGGGGCGGAUCACAGGAGAGGAAAAUUUAAAAAAAAAUCCACCACAACAGCUACCAAAAAACCCCCCCCCAACCCUUUCAGACCUGUAACCAAAGCGGAUGGUUGGAAUAAAGAGAGGAAAAAAGCA
Messenger RNA from Melospiza melodia melodia, 3074 nucleotides. Its product is annotated as semaphorin-7A-like. Gene Ontology annotation, biological process: neural crest cell migration; negative chemotaxis; axon guidance. The record is from RefSeq and is a predicted model, not a curated record. Bases 68 to 1969 code for a protein of 633 amino acids. Gene Ontology annotation, cellular component: external side of plasma membrane; plasma membrane. The transcript is spliced from 14 exons. NCBI's taxonomy places the organism in Eukaryota, Metazoa, Chordata, Aves, Passeriformes, Passerellidae. Gene Ontology annotation, molecular function: semaphorin receptor binding; integrin binding; chemorepellent activity.